AAGAGAGGGCGGCAAUGGCUCAGUUAGGUAGCAGCAAGGGCCCGCUCAGGUGUUCUCCAUCCCUGCCGCACGCCGUCUACCUGCCCGCCGCCCACCUGUGUGUGUGUGUACCAGUGUGGCCCGACCAUACACCGGGGCCUACCUGAGCCUAUUCACGCUAUCUAUGGAUAAUUAGUGGAGUGGUCAGAAAGGGAUCCAAGUCCAUCUCGAGGGUUUGAGUGGAAUCGAGUCCUGUGUUUCAAGUCAUCGUCGCCACCAUGGCUCGCCACGUCCUCGUCCUCGUCCUCGCCCUCCUCGCCUCCUCGCCUUUAGUGCAGGACAAGAAGAUCAACAACAACGUCAGCCUCAGCAGGACCCUUCGGCAGGUGCAGCAGGAGCUCAUGCAGCCCAUCCUCAACCCACCCAUCCCCACCUCCAUAGGACACUACCUCGGCACCGACCAGCAGAUCGACUACUGCCAGCGGGACGAGGUGCUGGUGCUGGGCGGGUGCCACAGCCUGCUGACGCGCGGCCCCUGCAAGGAGGACGAGUAUGUGGUCCUGGACCCCGCAGACCAAAAGGGCUUCUGCGCGCCCAGACUCUGCGCCCCCGACAGGAUCUUCGUCUUCAGCGACCAGCAGUGCCACGACCCCAGGACCACGCAGCUUUGUCCCCCGGGCCGCCAGCUGUACCAGACGUCGUACGGAACCCCGGUGUGCCAGUGUCCCGACGGCACGUACGAGGGCGACGACGACUUGGACGACGACGUGUGCGACCCCCUGCUGGGCCAGACCCUCUCGUGCCCCCCCGGACAGGUGCUGUGGUUCAGGGACUUCCGCAUGCCCCCCGAGUGCCUACCGGACCCCUGCGGCGGCGUCAACCUCAACAGGGGCCCCAACGAUCUGCCUUUCGUGCCCUCGGCGGCGGACGGGAAGUGUUACCAGCUGGGCCAGAGGCCGGCUGUGUGUCCCGCCCAGACGUGGUACUCGCUCGCCCUUGAGACUCUCCGCGGCGUGUGUAACAGCCUUGAGGACGCAGGCUACCAGGUCUUUGAUGAGGAAACACUCGCCUUCUUCACCAGGACGUACGGACCCCCCAUCGCCAGGGAGGCCACCGCCCCCAUCCCCACGCAGGCCCCCGGGGCACCUCAGGCCGGGCAAGGGUUCGUCGGCCAGGCAAGAGGCACGGCCGCUGGAAUUCCUGGCCAAGCUGGAACCGCUGAUCAAGGCUUCCCUGGGUUUGCUGGAGCCCCUGGUUUUCCCGGUCAACCUGGAUUCGCUGGUCUUCCUGGACAAGCCGGAACCACUGGCAUUCCUGGUCAACCUGGAACUGCUGGUCAAGGGUUUACUGUCCAGCCUGGAACUACAACUCAAGGAUUCCCUGGAUUUACAGGUAUUCCAGGUCAGGCUAGAACCCCUGGAUUUUCUAGCCAGCCUGGCUUUGCUGGCAUUCCCGGCCAGCCAUCAACGUCUAGUUUUCCUGGAACCACGGAGCAAGGCUUCACGGGCUUCACUGGUAUUCCCGGCCAGCCUGACGCGUCUGACCCAGGCUUUACUGGACAGCCUGGCUUCACGGGCACGCCUGGACGGCCUAGAACCCCUGGAUUUGCUGGUCAGCCUGGAACAGCCGGUAUUCCUGGCCAGGCUGGCGUCCCCGGCGGCCAAGUAUUUGCUGGGCAGCCCGGCGUGUCUGGCCAAGGGUUCAGGGGCCAACCCGGGUUCCCCGGACAGCCUGGUCAAGGAUUUGGAGGCCAGCAUGGUGCCCCUGGACAGUUUGGUCAAGGGUUUAGGGGCCAGCCGGGGACCGCCACAUCCGCCGGACGCCCCGGGGCAACACCCACCACCGUACAGGUCGGCCAAAGCUUCCCUGUCGGCCCUCCUACUACCGGCGGCCAAAGAUUUAGUGGUCAAGGAUUCUCCGGUCAAGGGUUUAAUCCAGGAUUCCCCGGGCAAGCGUUCCCUGGUCAAGCGUUCCCGGGACACAGCUUCUCAGGACACAGUUUUCCAGGUCAAACCUUCCCUGGCCAAGCCUUCCCCGGCCAAGCCUUCCCCGGGCAAGCCUUCCCCGGCCAGGCCUUCCCCGGCCAAACCUUCCCUGGUCAAGGCGCCUUCAGCCAGGGCGCCACCAACAGUAGCGGCGGCCAGGUGUUCGUGGGUCAGCCGGCGGUGUCACGCGGCCACUCUACCACCAGCACCUCGGGCCACUCCACCACCACCAUCACCGGCACCACCACCACCACAGGACAGGUAGGGACCCCGCCUGGCUUCAGGCAGACCACUACCCUAGGCCCGGCCAUCUCCACCACAUAUGGGACCACUAGCCACACCUCCCAGGGGGCCACACCAUCCAUAGGAGUGCCACAGAGGCCAGGAACACCCAGGGGCGGCUCUCACAGAGGUCACCCGGCGCACAUCACCUCCAGAGGCCACCCACAACCUCCCACAGCCUCGCCCUCGGUUCUCCAGCUACACCCGAUCGGUCCACCGCCCACGAAUACCCACAGAACAGGUUUCCCAUCCUCAGCUCACAGCCGGCCGACUUUCAUGUCCCAGGCGUCCCCGGUUCUCAGCCCACGCAUGCCCGUACCCCCCCCCGGCCACAUACCCCCGUCCGGCCAGUUCCUGCCCGGCUUCUUCAUCAGCAACGAGCAACAGUCGCUGGAGAUGUUCGGACUGCCGGGCAUGGCGAUGUACAACCCACAGUUCGGGAGGUCAAUGAGUAGUCAGCAAAGUUUCGGUGACCACUCCUUGGGCCAGUCUGACUACAACGUGGUGAUGGCCGACCUGCUGGCACACAGGACGGGGCUCAACAGACGCGACGCUGACCUCAGUUUCCUCCAGAAGUCGCCAGGGCACCCUGAUCAAGGGUUCUUUAACGGAGUCCAAUCCAUCAUGUCUGGCGUCCUGGAGAACCCCGUUUACGUCCAGCCACAGAGUCAGCCAAAGAGCCUAUACGCCCAAUCGUCUCCGGCCCCCGUGCAGCACCACAGGGCCCGCCGCACCCCCCUACCGCACGCCACCCCCGGGAACGUGUUCGAGACCCGCCUGGUGGCCUGCCGCGCCGGAGCCCAACGAGACAUCAACGCCAAGUGCAGGAAUACGGUUCUGCCGGCCGCCUCCCCCGUCAAGAGGAACCUCCGGGCCGUCCCCCCCGUGCCCCCCCGUCCCGGCUGUCCCACGGGCCAGGCGUACGACAGGAGGCGACGCUGUACCUCCACCAGCGAGGCCGUCAACUCCAUCAACGCUUUCAAUUUAGGGAAGUGAUUGACGCCGCCCACCCGCCUUUAGCGUUUUGAUACACCCAUUUAUUAAUUGUUUUUCUCCUAUUUCAACUAUUUUUAUUUCUAUUACUUCUUUUAUCUUCUCGUCUUCUUUCUCUGUCUUUACUCGUCGUCUCCUUGUCUUUUUCCCGACUACUACUAUUACUACUACUACUACUACUACUACUACUACUAUUACCACUACUAUUGUUGCUAUUUGUGCCAUUCUUUACUCCCUCCCUCCUUCCCUUUUACCCUUUCUAUCCUCAUUCACCUUUUCUUUUUUAUUCUUCGUCCUCCUUCUAUAUAAUUCUUCCAUAUUUCUUGUUAUUUUUCAUCUUCCUCCUUUCUCUUAUAUGUUUUCUUUUUCUUAUAUUCGAGUUUUUCCUGUUCUCCUUCUCCUCCUCCUCCUCCUCUUCUCAGCCCUCUCUCAUCUGCAUCACUCUUAGGUAUAUACUCUCUGCAUGUCUGUUCUUCGGAUUUCUCUUAUGUUAACUUUCUUUUAUAGUCUUAGAUUACGUUAACUUAUUGUCACUGCGUCCGGCUCUCCUUCGCACUUCGGCCCAUGUUCUCAGACGCUCUCGGCUCACACAACAAACAUUUCGAAAAGCCACAAAGAAAAUCAGUCGGGUUCUCAAGGGUCUUUUACAUAUUCAUGGUGCAAAGGCUUCGUCAGACUAUCACCAGGCUCGUAAAACUAUCCAUGGAAAUACUAACACAA
This is a messenger RNA of Eriocheir sinensis (Chinese mitten crab), 3959 nucleotides long. RefSeq names its product collagen alpha-2(VIII) chain-like. The record is from RefSeq and is a predicted model, not a curated record. Bases 258 to 3242 code for a protein of 994 amino acids. The transcript is spliced from 10 exons. Lineage: Eukaryota; Metazoa; Arthropoda; Malacostraca; Decapoda; Varunidae.